Molecule: messenger RNA, 224 nt
Organism: Paramecium sonneborni
Lineage: Eukaryota; Ciliophora; Oligohymenophorea; Peniculida; Parameciidae
Source: the annotation of a GenBank genome assembly
AUGAAGAAUCUCCAAGAAUAAAGAAUUAUAUUUGGGUAUAUUCUAAUUUAAUGAAAAACAUUUAGAAAUUACCUAUAUGAUUAUUGAGCACAUCUGAUUUUUAAAUAAUAUUGAAUAAGGUAUUCAUCAAAGUGAAUUACAAAAGAUUAACCACAAAAGAGAAUUUUAAUUAUGAAUUAUAGACAGCUAGGAGAGUUAAAAUUUUUCAAUAAACCAGUAAGUGA